CUUCACAGCCGGUUUAGUUCAGAUGUCGUCGCUAAGACAAAAGUAGGCAGCGACCAAACCAUCAGUUCAAAGAAACCUAAUUUCCACCGUCAGCUAAAUGUCCGAACUCAACGAGGCUCCAUCUCCGGCUGAUGAAGAAGAAGUAUGGAGCUGGGGCGCAGGCACGGACGGCCAGUUAGGGACUUCCAAGCUGCAAGACGAGCAUCUCCCGCAGCUUCUCUCGCUGACGUCACUUCCUUCCAUCUCGAUGCUCGCCUGUGGCGGCGCCCACGUCAUCGCCUUGACUUCUGGUGGUAAGGUGUUCACAUGGGGAAGAGGAAACUCUGGUCAAUUAGGACAUGGGGACAACCUCAACACUUCAUUGCCAAAGCCACUAUCUUUCUUUGACGACGACUAUUUUAUAUCUCAAGCUUCAGCCGGAUGGAGUCACUCUGCUUUUGUUUCAGAUUCUGGUUGUCUUUUUACAUGUGGGAAUGGCUCGUUUGGUCAGCUUGGUCAUGGUGAUAACAUCUCACUCACCUCUCCAGCUAAAGUCUCUUACUUUGUUGAUAAGAGUGUGAAGAUGGUAGCUUGUGGUAUGCGCCACUCACUUGUCUUGUUCGCAGGGAAUCAAGUGUGCGGAUUCGGAUCCGGAAAACGGGGACAGCUAGGUGUGUCAUCAGACAGAACAAAAUCAGUUAAUCUUCCAUGUGUUGUCUCUGGACUAGAAGGUGUUGAGGUUGUUCGUGUAGCAGCUAGUGGAGAUCACAGUGCAGCUAUAUCUGCUAAUGGAGAGUUGUUCACCUGGGGAAGAGGCUUCUGCGGCAGCCCUGAUGUUCAAACCCCUCAGUGUUUGCCUUCGUCUCAAUCUUUCAGAGAAGUUGCUUUGGGAUGGAAUCAUGCUUUACUGCUAACCUUUGAUGGCAAAGUGUUGAAGCUUGGUAACACCCUUGAUAAACAAAACGAGAAGCAACAGUUGCAAGAAGAUUCCUCUGAAACUCUCUUGGAGAAAGUUAUUGGUUUUGAUGGAGUUGAAGUUCUGCAGAUUGCAGCAGGAGCUGAGCAUUCUGCUGCUGUAACAGAGAGUGGAGAAGUUCAGACAUGGGGAUGGGGUGAACAUGGCCAGCUAGGUCAUGGAGACACCAAUGAUCAGACCAAUCCUCAACUGGUGAGCUUAGGAAGUGGAGACCUGCAGACUAAAGAGACCAACGUAUAUUGCGGAAGUGGAUUUACCUAUGUUGUAAGGCGAAAACAACAGCUUUCUUCUUCGCCAACUUCAUCAUAAAAAUGGAUGUACUAUAUAAACUAAUGUGUGUAACAUUUAUACAGUGCAAGAACUCAACUGUUUGCAUGAUUCUCGUCAGAUGAACAUAAUGGGUUUUGUAUCA
Messenger RNA from Brassica oleracea var. oleracea, 1367 nucleotides. RefSeq names its product ultraviolet-B receptor UVR8-like. NCBI's taxonomy places the organism in Eukaryota, Viridiplantae, Streptophyta, Magnoliopsida, Brassicales, Brassicaceae. Bases 98 to 1264 code for a protein of 388 amino acids. The record is from RefSeq and is a predicted model, not a curated record. The transcript has 7 exons.